Molecule: messenger RNA, 2611 nt
Organism: Medicago truncatula (barrel medic)
Lineage: Eukaryota; Viridiplantae; Streptophyta; Magnoliopsida; Fabales; Fabaceae
Product: BEL1-like homeodomain protein 1
Exons: 6
Coding region: 321-2303 (660 amino acids)
Biological process (GO): regulation of DNA-templated transcription
Molecular function (GO): DNA binding
Source: RefSeq, a predicted model, not a curated record
UUGUAUCUUCUGACACACCUUGAUUGCAUUUUCAUUUUCAUUAUAUAUUUUUUUAUAGAUUUCUCAGCUCAUAAAACCAUUCUCUCUCUCUCUCUCUCACUCUUUUUCCCUCAAAAGUUCUCUCUGUUGCUCAUCAAAGUUUGCUUUGUUUAUGCUUGCCUUGCAUCAAAUGAUUUGAAAAGAACAAGGUCAAAUCAAAACUACUUCUUCUGAUCUAUUCACAGUUUAGUUUACAAGAUCAUGAAGCACGUGUGUCUUUCAAUAUCCGUCACACCAGUUAAGUAACAAAGUAACAACAACAUAUUUUUACUCAAAAAACAAUGGCAACGUACUAUCAUGGUGGUAAUUCUGAAAUCCAAUCAAGUGGUGGCGGCGGCGCCGACGGACUUCAAACACUUGUUCUCAUGAAUCCAAGCUAUAUACAAUAUUCUGAUGCUUCACAGCAACAACAAGCUCAACAACCUUCUCAUGCCACGGCCGGUAACUAUGUUUUCCUCAACUCCACAGCCGCGGAAAACAACUCCUUCUCACCUCACGCGCCACCUUCCAACACUCAACAAUUCGUUGGCAUACCUCUCAACCACCAACAACACCAAAUCCACGCGCACCAUGACGUUGUACCUUCUUUGCAUGGCUUCCUUCCACACGUGCAGUACAAUCAAUGGAACACAAUUGACCCCAACACGGCAGCGCGUGAUACACCACGCGCUCAACAAGGACUGUCUCUUAGUCUCUCUUCACAGCCCGCAAGAUUCGUUUCUAUGUCUGGUGGUUCGCCAUCUCCAGCUUCUGGUGUUACUACCAAUAAUAACAAUGGGAAUCCGGGGAUUCAGAUUCUGAGCUCCAAAUAUUUAAGGGCUGCACAUGAGCUUUUAGAAGAGGUUGUGAAUGUGAAUAGUGGUGUUGAAUUGGGUAAGAAGAGUGGUGGUGGAAUGAGCAAGGUGAAUAUUGGAGAAUCAUCGGGAGUUGGUAGUGGAGGAGAUGGAUCAAUCAUUGGUGGUGCAGAGGGGAGUGGAAAACGUAGCUCUGAACUAUCAACAGCUGAAAGACAAGAAAUACAGAUGAAGAAAGCUAAGCUAAUUACCAUGCUUGAUGAGGUGGAGCAAAGGUACAGACAGUACCACCAUCAAAUGGAGAUUGUUGUUUCCUCGUUCGAGCAAGCCGCCGGAAUCGGCUCCGCUAGGACUUACACUGCCCUUGCACUGCAAACAAUCUCAAAGCAGUUUCGGUGUUUGAAAGAUGCAAUAACAGGACAGAUAAAAGCUACAAAUAAGAGUUUGGGUGAAGAGGAUUGCUUUGGAGGUAAAAUUGAAGGUUCAAGGCUCAAAUAUGUUGAUCAUCAACUACGUCAACAACGUGCUCUACAACAGUUGGGAAUGAUCCAGCAUAAUGCUUGGAGACCCCAAAGAGGAUUACCUGAAAGAUCUGUAUCUGUUCUUCGUGCUUGGCUCUUUGAACAUUUCCUCCACCCUUAUCCAAAGGAUUCAGACAAGCACAUGCUUGCAAAACAAACAGGGCUUACUAGGAGCCAGGUUUCAAAUUGGUUUAUAAAUGCUAGAGUUAGGCUUUGGAAGCCAAUGGUGGAAGAAAUGUACGUAGAAGAAAUGAAGGAAAAUGAACAAAGUAAGAGCAACGAAGAUUCUUCAAUGAAAAUAACAUCCUCUCAAGAAAAAGCUCUCACCUCUGAAACAGAACCUAAAGGUUACAACUCCACACAAGACAUUUCCACAAGCCAAGACACUCCAUUAAUUUCUGUUUCAAGACCACAAACAUCACCACUUGUUGGAAAUGUUAGAAACAAUUCAGGAUUUAGCUUCAUUGGAUCAUCAGAACUAGAAGGGAUACCACAAGGAAGUCCUAAAAAACCAAGGAACCAUGAACUUAUGCAUAACCCUAAUAGCUUCAUUGAUGUGAAGCACAAUGAGGCAAAUAAUGAGGAACUAUCAAUGAAAUUUGGUGAUGACAGACAAAAUAGAGAUGGUUACUCUUUUAUGGGAAACCAAACAAAUUUCAUUGGUGGAUUUGGACAAUACCCAAUUGGUGAUAUUGGUAGGUUUGACUCAGAACAAUUCGCACCAAGGUUUUCAAGUAAUAAUGUUUCACUCACUCUUGGUCUUGAUUCAAUACAAGGAAAUCAUCAAACAUUUCUACCAAACCAAAACAUUCAACUAGGAAGAAGCAUUGAUAUAAGUGAACCAAAUGAAUUUGGUUCUAUAAACACUUCCUCUCCUCAAUAUGAAAGUAUCAACAUGCAAAACCCAAAAAGGUUUGCUGCACAGUUGUUACCAGAUUUUGUGUCCUAAAUAAUAAUACAUUGAAGGGUGAACAAUGUGGUUGCUGAAAUUUCUUUCAUCUUAUCACACUCUCUCAUGAAAGGGAGUAUUGAAAAAUUGUAGUGUAAAGAGAAAGAAGGAUUUUUACAUUAGUAUAGGUUUAUACUCUACAUAGAACCAUUUGAAUUCUUAGAAUAUAGCUUAGGAUUUGAUGGUAUAUGAUUGAGGUUGUAUAUUAUUUUUGUAAUUUCUAUAGAUGGGUUGGUGUCAUAAAUUUUUAUUUGGUAUAGAUACCAAUUAUAUAUCUUUGAUUGGGAAUAUAUGUUGUGAUAUUGUGC